AAUAAAAGAAAAGAAAAAACCAACUGUUGGUUUUCCAAAUUUUCACAACACUGUAACAAACAACAUUUGUAUCUCGCCCAAAUCCCCUUCGAUCAAAUCGCUCAUCCCCUUAUAGCCCUUCUCUGUAGAAAUUUUCGAUCAUCACUCAAAUUGGAAUCCAUAAUUGUCCAAUUAGCUCAAGAAAUUUGUAGAAAAGGGGGAAUUUUUCAACGAUGGCGAACUUGUACGUGCGGGCGGCGCCGACGACGGAUCUGAAUCGGAACACGGAGUGGUUCACGUACCCCGGUGUGUGGACCACCUACAUCCUCAUAUUGUUCUUUUCGUGGCUGGUCGUGCUUUCUGUCUUCGGCUGCUCUCCGGGCAUGGCGUGGACGACCGUCCAUCUCUCUCAUUUCGUUGUCACAUAUCACUUCUUUCACUGGAAGAAAGGAACACCUUUUGCAGAUGAUCAGGGUAUUUAUAAUAGAUUGACUUGGUGGGAGCAGAUAGACAGCGGCAAGCAGCUCACACGCAACAGGAAGUUUUUGACUGUUGUGCCAGUGGUGCUGUACUUGAUUGCAUCACACACUACAGAUUAUCAGCACCCUAUGCUGUUUUUGAAUACACUUGCCGUUUUUGUUCUUGUCGUGGCCAAGUUUCCGCAUAUGCACAAAGUUCGUAUAUUUGGAAUUAAUGCCGAUCAGUAAGGCUUUUUGAUCCAUUAAUUAACGGUACCCUUAGCUCUUAUGUUUUGGCCUAUACAAGCAUCACUGUGUAUGUGUGCUACUCAGAAACUUGGAAAAGAUAGUAUCACUUUGUCAAAUAUUAUUAAGUGCUACCUCCCUUGCUUGCUCACUCACUGUAUGAACUUUUUGUACAAACAAGUCGAAUUCUGAAAUUUUCGCAUAAGCUUAUUAUAAAUUUUUCCUUGUAUUUUUCACUCUUACCUAGCAGAAACAUGAGCACAGCAUGUUUUCUAUAAUCUGCUAUUUACUGAGUUGGAUGAUUUUCCAGGUGGUGUUAUAAAGCCUGUUUGUCAAUUGCUUAUGUAAGGGUGUUUUUAGGUAGAAAGCUUUUAGAUUUUCACUUGGAACUCUAAAACAGUUGAUAUUAGAUGUGUUAAUUCUUGUUUAAACUAUCUUCAUUUAUUUACAAG
Molecule: messenger RNA, 1135 nt
Organism: Striga asiatica
Lineage: Eukaryota; Viridiplantae; Streptophyta; Magnoliopsida; Lamiales; Orobanchaceae
Source: the annotation of a GenBank genome assembly